This is a messenger RNA of Sebastes umbrosus (honeycomb rockfish), 7225 nucleotides long. Its product is annotated as nuclear factor 1 X-type-like. Gene Ontology annotation, biological process: regulation of transcription by RNA polymerase II. Gene Ontology annotation, molecular function: RNA polymerase II cis-regulatory region sequence-specific DNA binding; DNA-binding transcription factor activity, RNA polymerase II-specific. NCBI's taxonomy places the organism in Eukaryota, Metazoa, Chordata, Actinopteri, Perciformes, Sebastidae. The coding region runs from base 760 to 2475 and encodes 571 amino acids. The record is from RefSeq and is a predicted model, not a curated record. Gene Ontology annotation, cellular component: nucleus. The transcript is spliced from 14 exons.
GGGACCAGGGGUGUCCCCCCCUACACACACACGUUUGUGCAUGUGUGUGUGUGUGUUUGUGGAACAAGAGAGAGAGGAGAGAGAGAGAGAGAGAGAGAGAGAGAGAGAGAAAGAGAGAGAGAGAGAUACGAGGGUAAAACAGAUCGGACGCGCGGCGCUGGAGAGACAGACAGCCGCUUUUUUGGACACGUUUUGGAGACAGAAGCUGCAAAGAAAAAGCUUGCACACUGGAAAAAAAAAGAACAUAACUUACUUUGCAUCUCCACAGUCGGUUAUUUUUUUUUUUUUAAUCGUGUUAUUAAUAUUAUUUCGCGGGUUUUCUCUUCUCCUCCUCAAUCUGCUGCUGGACAAGUUCUGCCGCCGUAGAGGAGACGCACCUCCGGGAGUUUGACGCAAGACGACGACGUCUCGGUGACUUCUCGCUUCUUGCUGCUGGAUGGACAUGAUGAGCGCAUCUGAGGCCAAGCUGCGGUAGACGACAGGAGGAGGGCUCGAAAGCUUGCUGUCCUCUUUUUCCUCUAUCUCUCGCAGAGUGGACCCACUUUUGAAAAGAGCGUGUUUUUUUUUUCUAUCUGGGCCUAAGGCCGACUUGUUUAAAGGUCCUUUUUUUUUUUUUUUUUUUGCUUCCGGCAACAGCGAAGAGACCCAAGUCGUCCUCCUCUCUCUCAGCCCUCCACACUCUCUCACUUUUUUUUGGAAGCUGAACUUUUAAAGGAAAAUGGGGCAUUGAGAGGGUUUGGCAGAUCUCCCCACGCUAUAAUGGCUACUGACACCUACCUGGUGAACGACGAUCCUGCUAGAGGCCCAGGGAUGCCUGAAUGUUUCCUCGUAUCUGAUACAUAUAGGGAUGAAUUCCACCCCUUCAUCGAGGCCCUGCUGCCCCAUGUCCGCGCCUUCGCCUACACCUGGUUCAACCUGCAGGCCCGCAAGCGCAAAUACUUCAAGAAGCACGAGAAGCGCAUGUCCAAGGAGGAAGAACGCGCAGUGAAGGAUGAACUGCUGGGUGAGAAGCCAGAGAUCAAGCAGAAGUGGGCCUCGCGCCUGCUGGCCAAGCUCCGCAAGGACAUCCGGCCUGAGUUCCGUGAGGACUUUGUUCUCUCCAUCACGGGGAAAAAGCCCCCCUGCUGCGUGCUGUCCAAUCCCGACCAGAAGGGCAAGAUCCGUCGAAUCGACUGCCUGCGCCAGGCCGACAAGGUGUGGCGGCUGGACCUGGUGAUGGUCAUCCUGUUCAAGGGCAGCCCCCUGGAGAGCACGGACGGGGAACGGCUGGUCAAGUCACCGCAGUGCACCAACCCUGGCCUGUGCGUCCAGCCGCACCACAUCGGAGUGUCCGUCAAGGAGCUGGACCUCUACCUGGCCUACUUCGUCCACACGCCAGAAUCCGGACAAUCAGACAGCUCCAGCCAACAGGGGGACACAGACAUCAAACCACCGCCCAAUGGGCACCUGAGUUUCCAGGACUGCUUCGUCACCUCAGGGGUGUGGAAUGUGGCAGAGCUGGUCAGAGUGUCACAGACACCUGUAGCCACGGCGUCAGGUCCCAACUUCUCACUGGCUGACCUGGACAGCAGUCCCAGCUACUACAACAUCAACCCGGUGGCUCUGGGGCGACGCUCCCUCACCUCCCCUCCUUCCACCAGGUCUGAGGUGGAGUUGUACGCAAACCUUCCACGGAGCUCCACCAAGAGGAAGUCAUUAGACGACAGUGAGCUGGAGAGCCCCACAGAUGAUGUUUUCUACCCUGGACGCUCGCCUGCUGCCAGCUCCUCCCAGUCCAGUGCGUGGCCGAACGACAUGGAUGCAGGUACCCACCACCCUAUUCCACGCCACACCUGUCAUCCACUGAUGCAGCACCAUUUGGCGAGUGUGCAGGAGAGGAAGAUAAAACAUGAAAACGAUGGCGUGCAGUUUCCUUACCAUGGACUGUCCUCGCCUGGUUCACUUAAGAAGCCGGGGAAGUUUGAUUUCAACGCCCUGACUUCCCAGACGAGGUCCCCCCGCAUGGCGUUCACACACCACCCGCUGCCUGUGCUGGCAGGAGUGAGACCAGGGAGUCCCCGUGCCUCAGCCUCAGCCCUGCACUUCCCCUCCUCCUCUAUCAUCCAGCAGUCCAGCCCGUACUUCACCCACCCCACCAUACGCUACCAUCACCACCAGGACCCGCUUAAGGAGUUUGUGCAGUUUGUGUGCACCUCCGACGGCACAGGGCAGCCCAGCGCACAGCCUAAUGGAGGUGGCCAGAGCAAAAUGCCGGGCUCCUUCCUGCUGCCCCCGCCACCCCCGGUGGCACGCCCUGUGCCCCUCCCCAUGCCCGACUCUAAAAUCAUCAGCACGCCCACUGACGGCGGACUCAGCUCACCCGCAUCUCCGUCAUACUCCACGCCAGGCUCCACAGCUCCCAACCGGUUUGUCGGCAUCGGAACACGGGACAACUUUCUGAAUAUCCCCCAGCAGACUCAGUCCUGGUUCCUCUGACAAGGCCUCUCUGAACCGAGAGCUAAAAUUGUGUCAUGAAAAUUGGAAAUUUGAAAAACAAACACAUCACCGCUGAUUAAGAACAGACUGCUGACACUAAAAGGUCUUUCUCUCUAGCCAACACUAUUCAAAGUACUACUACAGAACUCCAAAAGAAAAAGAAAAAAAACCCACCACACCACCCCAAGAGGACUCCCAAUCCAACACAAUUUGAACAGGAACGUUCGUCCCCCUUUAUGCAGGAGGCUCCAAUGAGAUUGAGUGGACAGACUCAGAAUGCAAAGAAGAGGAAGAUGAGGAACUGUCUCACACACGCACCACGAAACGUCAGAAAAGGAAACACAAUAUGGCAACCUGACAAAUGACCAAUUAUACAUUUGUUUUCUUUUUUUUUUUAUGAUUUCUUUUUUUCAUUUUGUCUCCACAAUGAAACUCCAUGCAUUGGCUGGGAGAUCCAAAAAAAGAAAAAUAGUGGCAAAUGGUGAAAGAUUGCCACCCAAAUUUUGCACGCCUCCAUAUCUGUGUAUUUUCCCACCUGACCCCCACUACCACCGCUACCGCCCCCACCUGGAGCUCAGCGCUAGCCCAGGGUCCAGACCGUUAACCGCAGCCACAUGCCUGCGUGUCGCCACACUCUGCCGCUUCAUUCGCUCAGCCCUGAGCCUCUUUUCAUUUUCCGAUUGGCCAAUCAUGGUGACACCAUCAGAUGGUGUGACAUAUAUGCACUAAGUGGCUGGUCUUUGUUUACCUGUCAAAGUAUCAGGGCGUCCUGCUGUGGGAGAAGUGAUAGCCAUGAGGCGAGUGCGAGCGAGUGAACACACGACAGACAGUCAUAACACUAACUCUACAUGUGCUCUUUCGUCCCCUCACCUAUGCACUAUUAAUUUUUGAUAAGGGAUGAACAGUAUUGCACAUCGAUGGUCAGAUGAGCGAUAAGAGAAGUGAGUCGAGGCUGGCUGCCACUGCGGGGAUGUGGCUGUGCUAACAUCUAAAGUCUAGGCCCUGACACAUGCAACACACAUAUGCACGCUUGCAGACAGCACAACCACUCAUAAUAUCAUCUUGUUAUUCAUAGACAUGGAAUUUAAUUUACAGUAAUGCACACGCAGCAUCGGCUUCAUAUUAUUAGCUUUCAUUUUUUGUUUGUAGGUGUUGCGAUUUCUCUUUUUUUUUUUUUGACAGACUUGGUUUUGGUUUUUUGUCUCACUUGGAUUGUUUUAACCUUCUCUUGCAUGUCAUAACACUUUUUUUCUUCAGUAGUUUGCAGUAAGUAUCAUGCUCAGAUUUCAGCGAAACAGUAACAGCGGUUUCUCAAAUCUCUCACGUAUGGACAGCACAGUAACAACAGCAUCAUCACAUGCAUCCCUUGCAUUGCUUCACCCCGUAUCCCUUAGUCCAUUCAACCCAGAGGACUACGCACACACGCACACUGACGCACAUAUAUAAUGCACAUUAACACCAACCACCAACCGGACGUAACGUGAUAAAGGGAAGCCUUUAUAUUUGGUUCUCCAAACUGCCUUUGUUAAUGGUUUUUCAUUCACUUUAAGAUUUUUAAUUUGAGAUAUUUUUUUUUUCUAUGUAAAUGUUCACAUCGAGAUUCGGUAUUAUUUUCAUCGUGACACAAUCCAACGAAAGCCGACCUCACAAAAUAACUGGACUGCCUAGCUGUUGGUUCUAUUUUGCAGGGAUAGUAAACAGGGCUGUUCUCAGCCUCUCUAGUAACAUUAGCUCUAUGUACUAAAACCGUAUAUCAAGACUAUAACAAUAUAUGAAAGUGCCUCUGUAUUCCCUUCAUGCAAUUAGUAAUAAACUUGACUUCAGGUUCUCUUCCCACAUAUAAGCUAAAGCUACGGGGAAUGGUAGCGUUGGUGCAUGUGGAAACCAUUGGCCUAGGACAGAUCUGUAUAGAGGACUGCAAACCUUUUUUUUUGUAAAGACAGAGAGAGAGAGAUCUUAUACAUAUAUAUUUAUGAUAUAUGCUCCUUUUUAACUUUUACUACAUGAGCUGGUUGGCAGUCUAGUUAUUUUCUGAACUCUCCCCCCCCCUUCCCACCCCACCCCGCCCCCACACACAACCCCGUUUCAGUAACAUCACCUUACUGUUACCAGUACGAAUCAAACGACACACACGCCAUCGCCAUCUGCAGCGCAGCAUUAUAAUACCUAGAUGAACAUGUCAAAAAUCGACAGUAGGUUUGAAGAAAAAAAAAAGUGUUUGUUUUUUGAUGGAAAGUAUUAUUAUUGAAAAAUAUGUGUCGAUUGAGCCACGUGCAAUGCAUUGGGUAGAUCAUUGUGUUUGUCUGUUAGAGAUUUUUAAGAAAGCUAAGAGAAAAGAGAAAAAAAAUGUAUUUGUUUCAAGUCCGUACGCUCCGGGACUCUAAACUAGAGGGCCAUGAAAAAUCCUAGUCUUUGUAAGUUGGGGGUAUUUGUUUUUAUUUUCCUUUGUCUCUUUUUUUAAUGUUUUAUGUGUAAUCAGUUGUUUAUAAAAAUGUGGGAGGGCUGAAGGAAAAAAAAAUUCUACACAACUUGAGAAAAAAAGAGUUCUCUAUCAUCAGAUGAAAAACUGGUGCUUUAACACUAUAAAGUACAUUCAGACCUAUUGUAAAUGAAUGGUAAUGAACAAAAAUAACAGACCGUUUAGGAAACAGCAUUAUUCCUCUCUCUAUUUUUAUUCUUCUUCUAUUUGUAUAGAGUGGGGGGAGAGGUUCCUAUUCCUUAAGGUUGUGACACAAAAGGCAUUUUGGUUCAACCUUUAGAAAAAAAAAAAAAAAAAACCUAUACUGUCCAGAAACACUUUAGAUAACUUUAACCCGUGCACUGCCUGAAACUCACCAGCAAAAAAACAACUAAACAACCCUCCCAAUUUAACUCAUUCUUAUCUCACGCAUUGGCAUAAAUACACGACAAGUUCCUCCCUGUACGGCGGGAGAUGCUUCACAUCCAGUUUAUUCCCAUGACCAUGUUGACGUGUUUCUGAAUCUAGAGCAGGUUGUGUUGAGACCCACAUGCAAAGGAAAGAUUAAUAGGUUAGACCUUUUGUAUCCUGCACAGAUAACAGAAGCAAAAAAGGGCAACGACGACAAAAAAAAAAAAAUCAGGAAACAAUUUAAACCAUUUAUGAAACAGGCAGCAAGGUGAGCCUCUCCCCUGAUCCACCCCCUCCUCUGUAAAUGACUCUUAUAGUGCUUGUGCUGUAGUGUAUAGUUUCCCAGCAGUUAAAGGUUGUCCCUUAAAAGUGCCUUUUGUUCACAGACUCCAUUUUGUAAUCCAGAUCGCCCCCUUUUUUUUUUUUUUUCGAAAACAGCUCGAGGUAGCAGGUUGCCCCUGAGUGCCGCGAGGAGGCGAAAGGUCGUCGCCCGUUCAGCACUCAGGGACGACUUUCUUUUUCCUCCCGCCUUCGAAAUGAAUCCCCUCCAUUGUACCUCCCCUAUAUCCUCUCUUCCUUUUCAAAGCCGUAUAUAUAUAUAAUACAUAUAUAUAUAUAUAGUACAAAAGGAAACUGGUGUGAAUUAGUUCUUUACUUUUUAUUGAUAAAUGAUGACAAAAAAUUUGAAAAGGCAAAAAAACUUGUUCUCGUUCAGCUCUUGCUUUUUUCUUCCCCUCUGUCUCCACUGUCUGUUUUCUCUUAGACACUGGAGUAGUCUGUAACUGUGUGUCCGUCACUCUCUCUUCUCUCUCUCUCUCUCUCAUCUCUCUCUCUCUCUCUCUCUCUCUCUCUCUCUCUCCUGCCCUCUCCGCUGUUGGGAGGGUGAAAAAAAAAAUAUUGCCGAAAAACUUUUGUCUGAGCAGAAUGCAGUUAGCUCACAUGUUAUUCUUGUCUGUAUGCUUCACAUUGUAUUACCAUACCCAUCUUCUUCAGCUUCUCCAUUCAACAGCUAAUGUAAGUGAACAAAUUUACGCUGACGGGCUUUUGGGGGUGUCCUUGGGUGGGUUAGGAAAGGACGACAGGGGUUCAGGGGUAUCGGGUUGAAGAUGUUUAUGGAGAGAUCGACAGGGUCGAGAGGGCUGGAUGAACUGCUUUUGGGAUGUUGAAAAGGGGCUGCUUUAUAGGAUAAGAGUUUGCUCUUUUGUUUUAGCUAUUUAUUUUUGGCUUUGUUUUAUUCCCCCCCCCCCUGUUUUUAUUUCCUUUUUAAUUUGGAUUUCUUUUAAUAUUUGCUAUCAGGGUAUGCUGUCGUUUAGGCUCUCUUCGAGGGUUGCCUUCGGACUGUAAAUGAAAGCUACAAGCACCUUAUAACCGGACUUGUCCUGCACGAGGCUGAAAGAGGGGGGUUCCAUUUGUUCCAGGACAUAUCCACAUCCACACUCAAACCAAUCUUUUAAAGUGAAGUAUUAUUGCUCACAGCUCAGCAGUAUUAACCAUUUACAACACACCAACCAGAUAGAUAAAAGACCAGCAUGAACCUGAUCUCUCCGAUUUGUGAGGAUCCAGGGAAGUCCCUCCAUUGUUCUCCUCUGACCACCUCAUGCUGGACUGCUCCGUGUCUUUGUUCUGUUGUUUAUUUUUGUUCUUUAUCUUCUUAAGCGUGUAUGGUUAUUGGUGUAAUAGGCAGCACCCUAGGCCCCCCCCGACUCCCAGCUCCUCUACGCCUCUGUCUACGCCCUCAGUGCAGCACCACUUCUUUGUGAGAACACCCCCAGAGCUCUAGGUGAAAUGCAUGUGUUAAUUACAGUUUCUUUUCCAUAAGAAGAAAAACACAGUUUGAGAAGAGCAGCACCUGAUUGAAUAAAAAGGAUGUUCUUGACUGUA